GUAGAUGUUUCUGCAGCACAGAGCGAAGUAUGAAGAAGUCGGUGCGGCCCGCGGUGAGUAAAGCCAGCGGGGAGCGAGGGAAGGCGGAGGGAAACACCGACGGGAAACCUGCAGCCAAGAGCAGCGCUGCACCGCUGUCCAAGGUGAAAAGCAACGAUGAUCUUUAGCAGCGGAUGGCGGGAGGAGCUCCUGCAUCGAAUAACGCCGUCAACAAGAGGCAAGAGGAUGGGCCUCCACCGGGACCAACGUUAGCAAACCUGGACAGCAAGCCAAAGGACAGCAGCGGUACAUCAUCCAGACGUACAACCUCGUCCAAUGCCAAGGAGACAACUCCUCGCGGUGAUCGUCCCCGCAGCUCCAGGACGGCGGCCUGUAAGAAGCAGCCGGGGUCGGGGCAGCGACGGGCGAUGCCUGCGUCGGGGAAGGAACGAUCCCGCAGCCAAAUCCUGGUCGAGUCUGAAGGCCGCAUGAGCAAAUCUAAAUCUGACGGUCAGAUCAGCGACAAGGUGGCUCUGGAGACCAAAGUGAAAGACCUGUUGGGUUUGGCUAAAAGCAAAGACGUGGAAAUCCACCAUCGCAGCAGCGAGCUGAGAGGCUUGAGGGCGCAGCUGGGACUUGGGAGGGAAGGAGGAACACCAGGGAGGAGGAAGAAGAAGAAGAGGACGAGGAGGAGGGAGAGGAACGAAGAGGAGGAGAAGCCGCCUCCUCCUCCUCCUCCUCCUCCACCUCCUCCUCCUCAUGUGUCAGCUAUCACCGCAAGCCGAUGUGGAGUCGACCCUGAUCCUCUGCAGGAGCAGAACCACGCCAUCAGGGAGGAGCUGAACCUGCUGAAGAGCGAGAACCGCAUGCUGAAAGACCGGCUGAACGCGCUGGGAUUCUCUCUGGAGCAGCGGCUGGACGCCUCCGACAAACUGUUCAACUUCGCCUCCCUGAGUGAUGGAGGAGGAGGAGGAGGGCAGAGUGAUGGAAGAGGAGGAGGACCAGGAACGCUGACCUCCUCCUCUGUGGAGGGAUCGGCCCCCGGAUCCAUGGAGGAUCUGCUCACCGGACACCAGCAUGGAGGCUCCGCAGACAACCUGGACAGUGAAUCCAGCGAGGUGUACCAGACGGUGACCUCCAGCGAUGACGCUCUGGACGCCCCCUCUGGAGCCUUCUCCUCAGAGUCAGAGUGCGCCCCCAGCAGGGAGCGCUCCCGGAGGGGCAGCAGCGACAACGCCAAUGAGGUGUCGGUGGCCUGCCUGACGGAGCGCAUCCACCAGAUGGAGGAGAACCAGCACAGCACGGCGGAGGAGCUCCAGGCGACCUUACAGGAGCUGUCCGACCUGCAGCAAAUCACCCAGGAGCUGAACGGGGAGAACGAGCGCCUGGGGGAGGAGAAGGUGAUCCUCAUGGACUCCCUGUGCCAGCAGAGCGACAAACUGGAGCUGUACGGCCGGCAGAUCGAGUAUCUACGCUGCCUCCUGGAGGAACACCACAUCUCCUACAGCCUGGAGGAGGACAUCAAGAGCGGACGCUACCUGGAGCUGGAGCAGCGAUACGGAGAUCUGGCAGACAACGCCCGCUUCGAGAGGGAGCAGCUGCUGGGCGUUCAGCAACAUCUGUCCAACACCUUAAAGAUGGCCGAGCAGGACAACGCCGACUCCCAGGAGAUGAUCGGAGCGCUGAAGGAGAGGAACCACCAGAUGGAGCGCAUCAUGGAGUCAGAGCGGCAGGGCAGAGCCGCCAUGGGAGCAGCGCUGGAGGAGUAUAAGAUGGCAGUGAGCAGCGACCAGGCGGAGUUGAGUCGCUGCAGAGCUCAGCUGGACCAGGAGAGGCAGAGGGUCGCAGAGCUUUACUCCCUCCACUCAGCGGGGGACAAGAACGAUAUCUGCCAGCUGCUGGAGGGCGUGAGGCAGGGGAAGGAGGAGGCGGAGGCCAAGGCUGCGAAGCUGCAGGAGGAGCUGGAGAAAGCUCACAGUGAACUCACACGCCUGCAGGAGACCUUCAGUAAGCUGGACGGAGAGUACAGGGACUUCAGGGAUCGGGUGCAGCGGCAGAUGACGGAUCAGGAGCGCAUCGUGGAUAAGCAGCGGGGGGAUCUGCAGGAGAAAGAGACGGAGAUCGCAGACAUGAAGGAAACAAUCUUCGAGCUGGAGGACGAGGUGGAGCAGCACCGAGCGCUCAAACUGCACGACAACCUCAUCAUCACCGACCUGGAGAACUCUGUGAAGAAGCUGCAGGACCAGAGGCACGACAUGGAGAGAGAGAUUAAGAUCCUUCACCGCAGACUGAGGGAGGAGUCGAUGGAGUGGCGUCAGUUUCAGGCCGACCUUCAGACGGCCGUUGUCAUCGCUAACGACAUAAAGUCCGAAGCUCAGGAGGAGAUCGGAGACCUGCGGCGCCGCCUGGUGGAUAACCAGGAGAAGAACGAGAAGCUGUGCAAGGAGCUGGACGACGUCAAGACCCGCAAGCAGGAUGAGGAGCGGGGCAGAGUGUAUAACUACAUGAACACAGUGGAGAGGGACCUGGCGGCCCUCAGGCAGGGGAUGGGGCUCAGCAGGAGGUCCUCCACCUCCUCGGAGCCAUCGCCCACCGUCAAGACGCUCAUCAAGAGCUUCGACAGCGCCUCACAAAGUCCCCCGGCUAACGGCACUGCGACUGUUCCUCCCUCCGUUCCUCCGACAGCAGUCGCCACUCCGCUGCCUCGCACCCCCCUCAGCCCGAGCCCCAUGAAGACCCCCCCGGCAGCCGCUGUCUCCCCCAUACAGAGACACUCCUUACCUGGCUCGAUGUCAGCUGCCAAGCCGCUGAGCGACAAGAGGCCGAGCUACACGGACAUCAGCAUGCCGGCUGAUCACCUGCUCAGGGGAUCAGGGUCCAGCCGCCCCGCCUCUGCCAUCCAGAGGGUCUCCAACAUGGACUCCAACAAGACGAUAUCAGUGUCCCGCCGCAGCAGUGAGGAGAUAAAGAGGGACAUGUCUGCUCCGGACUCCUCGUCUUCCUCCCUGAUGGCUCUGAGUGCUGCUUCCUCUCCUCUCUCCCUCUCCUCCUCCCCCACCGCCUCCAUCACUCCCACCACCCGCAGCCGUCUCAGAGAAGAGAGGAAGGACCCGCUGUCGGCUCUGGCCCGAGAGUACGGAGGCUCCAAGAGAAACGCUCUGUUAAAGUGGUGCCAAAAGAAGACGGAGGGUUAUCAGAAAAUUGACAUCACGAACUUCAGCAGCAGCUGGAACGACGGGCUGGCUUUCUGCGCCGUGCUGCACACCUACCUGCCGGCUCACAUCCCCUACCAGGAGCUCAGCAGCCAGGACAAGAGGAGAAACUUCACCUUAGCCUUCCAGGCUGCAGAGAGCGUGGGCAUCAAAUGCACUUUGGACUUGAAUGAGAUGGUGCACACGGAGCGUCCCGACUGGCAGAGCGUCAUGACCUACGUCACCGCCAUCUACAAGUACUUUGAGACCUGAGACUCUACUGCUCCUGCAGCACAACCAGAGCCACGCCAGCCCUCCUGAGCUCCCAGCAACUGUAAUACCUCGCCACCUACGCUCUCACACACACACACACACACACCAUGCUGCAUGUGGUCCUCAGUAUUAAGCGUCGAUCUCUCCUGCUGUUACAGUCACUCUGACGAUGAGAUCCAGAAAUCACGUCUCAAGGAGCAUCAAACACAAACUCAGUGCCUUUUUUUUUCUUUCUACAACAGAUUUCUCGGGGUGUUCGGGGGAAUUCCUGCAAAACUGACUUUUCAGGGCACUCAAAUGAUUCCCCUAUUAGAAAUAUUCAAUUGUAGCACUUUACACGGCUAAUACUCCACUAAUAUAACCCUCUACAUGCACACGGCAUACUCGCAUUGACUUAUAUUUUCACAUCUUCCAACGUGAGAGACGGCUUCCUUCUCCAUUCCUUCAUCCCACUUUUUGAAAAGCUUUCGUGCACCAAAACUAGUUCAUAUCCAAGUUUUUGAUAAUGUUUAAAAUUUGGCUGUGUGGCUACUUCCAAGAAGAGAUGUGCGCUUUGAAUACUUCAGUUUCUAAUACUGAGUCAGAGCUAAUGCACUGCGGUGAAACACAUGGAUGCAUAUUCCGGAUGUGGUGUAUACAAGUACGAAAGCUGCUAAAACCCCAAAUAGGGAAGUCAGAAGAUGUUCUCAUGUUCUGGGUAAAAGUGGAACAUCAUUGUCCAGCAUUUCUUCAGUUUUUUGCAUGUGGAUAUUGAGUGAAAACCCCUGUCUUCUACAGAGAAUCUAAGUCAAAGUCAGUGAUGUUUGAAUUCCCCCGAAACGCCCUUCGAACAGGAAUUGAUUUCAGCCUUUUUGCACCGAGUCUUCCAGACGUCACCGUUACAUUUGAGCUGCCUUGUUUUCCCUUUUCAAAACGGACAAAGUGCCUGCGUGAGUUUUGAUGCAGGAGAUAAUUCUUGUCUUCAGUUUGUGAAGAUGAAGAUUUGAGGAGUCGUUGCCAAAUAUGUAUUCGGAGCCUUUUUGAGUGUCGAUUUCUGACGUGUUGGUCAUUUCAAGCACAGAAAAUAUGCUACGUUUCACAACACCACUACACAUUGUAUUAAGCGGCACUAACACACUCUUUGUAGGUUUCUUUUCCACUUACAUAUCAUUUCUCAACAGUGUAUGGAGAUAAUGGCUGAUGUGUGUGUUUGCAUUUACAUUCCUGCACUUAUUCCAUUGGGCACACACAGCAUCGUUUCAUCGUAACCAAAAUAUGAGUGAGUAGUAUUUAGUCUUUUGAUAAAAAUGUGUUUUUUUUUAAGUUCUGUUUAGAUCAGAGAAACUUAAGGGGAUUUUUUUUUACCAGUUUUUGUGUCAAAUUGGGACUUUUCUUUACAUUUUGCCAAAGUCGAUCCACUAAAAGUUUGUUUUACCCCCCCGCAAACGUACAUUGAUUAUACAAGUGUCUGACAGUAUUAUAGAGAGACAUUAAACGUAUUUCUUUAUCUUUUUACCUUGAUCUGCUCUCCUAGUCUCUCCCUGAAGUCCCACAUCAGAUCCUUCAGAUAUCAGUGGUUAAAACAAACGUGUACUUUGACAAAAAUAUGUACAUUUCUCUCUUAAAACUCCACAUAUUUCUAACUUAUUGUCCCGAUUAGCCGCUUCCUCGAGUCUCAAAUUGCAUGUGAAGUCAAUGAAAUCAUUUGUCACUAGGUUUUGUACAAACAUCUAGUGUCACUAAAAACCCCAAGUUAGGGAGUUUAAGGGGGGAAGGUAGACUGAUCUGUUUGUACAUUUGGACAGAAUCAGUCCAGUCUUUAUGCUAAGCUAAGCCAACUAGCGACUGGCUGUAGCUCCAUAUAAGCAUACUAAUACUAUACAUUCAUUUGUCAGGCAUUUAUUAUAUUAAUCCGAGCCAAAACAAACUUUUAGUGGACGUCCUUUGCAGAUUUUCUAUACGAUACACUAUUAAUAAUUGCUGUUUACUUUGACACAAAAACAUGUUGAAAAGUGACCCUGUUUCUCUGAGCCUGAGGGUCUGAUUUGAAAAAAACCUCUCUAAUAAUGAACCUCAUGUUGAGAAAAGUGUGCUCAAGUGUUUGGAAAGAAGCUGGUGGUUCGUGCAAACGCUUCGUCUCAUGAAAAGAGUCAUUCAACUUGCUGGGAAAUUCCCAUUCUUGCAGACGGUUAACUGUUAAAAAUGAAACCACUUCCGAGUGGUUUCAAUUCGUCAUCUGACCCUCGAUAAGAACAAGCGCAUCUCCCAACAGGUCAAAUUGUUCCGAAAGCGUUGCCAAACCAUACGCUUUUAGCACAAAAGUUCAAACAAUUCAUUGUGCCAUUGACUUACAUUGUGUGAUAAUGACGGUGCUGUGUUAGAAAGGUUGUUUUUGAAAUUCCUAGUAUCACUAAACAUUACUAUAGAAAUACUUUUUAAAGCACAGAAUGUCAGCAAUAUUAAUGUAUAUCACUUUAAAUCCCCAUAUAAGCAGUUUAUAACGCGUUAACACAUUUUAUUGUAGUUAUAAGCAGCUUUAAGGACAUUUUUGAUGUCAAAUAUUAUAACUUCUAUCAAUACUUAUGUAACAUUAUUAUAGUCGCUGUGUUUCACUUCAUUAUCUUCAUAUGGGUGUCCACAGGAGGAGUUAUAGUGAUAGACAUGCAUUCAUAAUCACUUUAUAGUGAGUUAUAAACCACAGCUGCACUUGCUAAUCGAUUGAUAGGAACAAUUAUUGGCAUUUAAUUUGAUAUUUGAGUUGUUUUUCAUGCAAAAAUGUCAGAACAUAUUUAAAUUAGCUUCUCAAAUAUGUUUUUUUUCUGUUUCUUAUCAUAGUAAUGAGAAAUAAUGUGGAUUUCUGACUGAAAAAACUAUGCAUUUCAACACUUAUUCGCAAUUUUCUGACAUUUUAUACACUAAACAACGCCUUUAGAAAGCAAAAUGCAAUUCAUUGUAAUUGAAAAUAAGCGGUAGCUGCAGCCCUAUUAUAAAAUAUUCAUAAAGUGCUUUAAAAUGCUAAAAUAAGGGGGUUUAAAGCACCAUGUGAUGCUGUCAGACUGUGCUUCUCGUGCCUCUUCUUGCCACGUUCACUGUAUUUAUUUGCAUUGUUUCCAGUCAUUGUAGUGAGGCUUUAUGUGUGUGUGUGUGUGUGUGUGUGUGAAUUUAUUACACUGAGAUAAGCUUUUUAUUGUUAUAUCCGACACUAACUUCCUGCCUUAACACUCAGCCUUCAAACCGUGUAUCUGUUCUCGGCGUAUCUGUUCUCGGCAGACAAGGGAAAUACUUUCUUUGUAAAAAAACCACCCCAGCUGGUAUCAAUAGGUACAGAAACUACAUAUUUGUCUCGAUUUAGAAGCACAUCCUGCUCUGUACUACGCCACGUCUUCACACCGUGUGCAUCUGCAACACUUUAUACCCUCUGUGCAGGAGAGCGGCAGGUGUUCGUGACAUUUAAUAGGAAUAAUUCACCCUCAGAAUGAUGUACGUUGCAGCGUCUCGCUCAUCCUGCAAACGUUUCAAAGUAAAAAGUUCCUAUUAGACACUAAAACAUUGAGAAAAUGGGGUACAUGUUGAACAAUACCCAAGUUAUUACCCCUAAAACUCUGAAAAUAGGCUUCUAAGUGACAAUAUGAGCAUUAAUACAUCAGUUUCCCUCUCGUGAAACCUUGAAUUCUUAGAGAAAUGUGUGUUUUUCUUGCUCAAUACUGAAACAUUUCAAAAUAAGUUCCCAUUGGACACAAACAGUGAACAAAUGUGCUCAAUGUUGAACAAUACCUAAGUUAUUACCCUUAACAUUUUAAGAAAUAGGCUUCUAAGUGACAAUAUGACCAUUAAUACAUACAUUUCUCACAGAAAUUGGCUUCGUCCACAAAUGAUUGGUGCAACAUUUCAAAGUAAAAGUUCACAAACAUUUCAAAAAUGGGUUCCACAUUGAAAAAAACUGAAGUUAUUACCCUUGAAACUCACAAAAUGAUCUUCUAAGCUGUACAUUACCCAGAAAAUGACUCAUUUAGAUAUCGGUUUCGGACUCGUGUUACCUUGAAAUUGCCUCCACGUUGAACAAGGAAUCAGAAAACUGAGAAAAGUCGAUGCAUUGAAUCUAACGAGGGGGGGAAACGCCCAAUGAAAUCAAAAAAACACCCUGCAUAUUUAGUUGAAUGCCUGUUAAACAAACGGUAUUACUAAAACCAUCACAUUUCAAACACCUGCAAUAAUGUGAGACUUUAAGGAAAAGGGCAUGUGUUAGUAAAGCAGUGAGACUACGACUGGAUAAACGAGUUAACUUCAGUUUUUAUAAUAUUCUUUAACCGUGGAAGCAUGCAAGUUAAACAUCUCAGUAUGUCAAGGUAACACAGCGUGAGGAAUUGAUCAAAAACAACGUUCAUUUCCUGUAUGGAGUAGUCAUUAAAUUGUGGUGCCAUAAUGCUAAGGGGUUAGCAUCCAACUGUUUUUCUGUGUGUGUUAUCGCUCCCUGCUGAAAACCCUGACACAUUUGAAGCCUCUGCAUGCUGGGAAUGUGUUUCUGCAGGACUUUAAGGACUUUACGAGGUGCAGCGGGAGUGAUUAACGACAUUUUAGGAGACGAACGCUAAAAGAAUCUCAUUCCACGUUCACACAGAGCCACGAGGAACACGUAGCGUUAGCACAACGAGCUAAAAACAUGUCUUUUUUUAAAGGGUCCAUCACAUUUAUUUUGUCUUUACUUGAAAAUGCUCUGAUCCACUGAACCUGCUUUAGUUUCCAAUGUUGCCUUUUUGUGUUUGUUUUUUGGUGUGAAUUAUAUAUAUUUUCCUGAUCACACUACAUGCAGUGAAAUGGUCCCUUUAGCAAAGCUGAAUGAAUAAGUGUGUGUGUGUAAAUGUGUGUGUGUGUGUGUGUGUGUGUGUAAAGGGACUAAGCUACAGUAUUAAGUGCACACUACGAUGAUAAUCAGUUGUAAAGAAAAACGAUGUGUGUUUUUAUGUUGCUUUAUUCUUUGGCAAUAGUUAUAAAAGAAAAAUGAAAACAG
Messenger RNA from Trematomus bernacchii (emerald rockcod), 8430 nucleotides. RefSeq names its product sperm antigen with calponin homology and coiled-coil domains 1-like a (gene specc1la). Gene Ontology annotation, biological process: actin cytoskeleton organization. Lineage: Eukaryota; Metazoa; Chordata; Actinopteri; Perciformes; Nototheniidae. Gene Ontology annotation, cellular component: microtubule organizing center; filamentous actin. Gene Ontology annotation, molecular function: protein binding. The record is from RefSeq and is a predicted model, not a curated record.